AUGACAACAGAACUUGCGUCUUACUCAUCCGUGCUCGCUUCUGCGGCCUCUGUCUACGAGUCGGCAACGUCGGUCCUCGCGACUGCCACAGUAAAGGCCACCUCGAAGAGUAUGUCCCUCAUUGCCGCGCAGGCAGAGGCCACAAUGUCGUACUACUCUCUAGCUCAGGCUGCGGCGACUAUCACGGACCCUGGAGUGGCAUCAAGCGUCUCUGCUCAGGCUGCGGUUGCGUCGGCAUAUAUGAAAAAGCUGUAUGACGAUAAUGCCAACUACGGAGGAAAUGCUCCAAAUUUGGCUGGAAACGUUGCCCUGCUAGUUGUGAUGAGUAUCUUCCUUGCCAUACAGCUCAUUUACGGGGCCAUCUACAAAAACUGGUGGUUUUUCACCUGUUUCACUUUGGGUUUGAUUCUCGAGGUUCUGGGCUAUAGCGGUCGUAUUUGGUCCAACAAGAACAUUGCGUCUUUUGAUGCCUAUGUUCUCCAACUGGUUUGUUUAACUCUGGCUCCUUGUUUUCUCAUGGCGGGUGUUUAUUACACAAUCGGUGAGAUGACGAUUAUCAUGGGCCAAAUGUAUUCCUGGCUCAAGCCCAUGCAAUAUUCGAUGAUUUUCAUUAUGUGCGACCUGAUUGCAAUUGCUCUGCAGGCUGCUGGUGGUGCUGUUGCAGCCAGCGCUCUGGAUGUGCUUGAUAGCACCCGUGGUGGUGCCAACAUCAUGGUUGGGGGUCUUGCUUUCCAAGUUUUCUCCAUCGGACUUUUCCAGUUCUUUUGGUACGUGUUCCUGUUCAGAUGUUAUAAGAGCUACAAGAAGUACGGCGAUGAUUGCUUUGACCCUCAAUAUGCUUCGGUUAGGAGGAGAAAGAUUUUCUUGGUUUACAUCGGCUUCAUUUCGUUUGCAGUUCUUCUCGUGUUUGUUCGGUCGAUCUACCGUCUAAUUGAGCUUGCGCAGGGCUUCUCGGGGCAUUUGGCAGACACAGAAAUUUACUUCUUCAUUCUAGAGGCUCUUAUGAUGUCCCUGGCUAUCUGUCUCUUGCUUAUCACCUACCCAGCUGCUGUUUACGGCCGGAAUACCAAAAUCAAAGUCGACAAGAGUGUCAGGGCUCUAUUUGAGAAUACACAAUGGCUUGAGAACGCACGGUGGUUCAAAUUCAUGCAGAAGAAGAAGGACCUCUCUGAUGGUGCGGACUCGUACAAACAGGAAGAAGAAAAAGCUACAGCGCCGCUCUAA
Messenger RNA from Ogataea haglerorum, 1224 nucleotides. RefSeq lists its product as uncharacterized. Gene Ontology annotation, cellular component: plasma membrane; fungal-type vacuole. Lineage: Eukaryota; Fungi; Ascomycota; Pichiomycetes; Pichiales; Pichiaceae. The transcript has a single exon. The record is from RefSeq and is a predicted model, not a curated record. Bases 1 to 1224 code for a protein of 407 amino acids.